AUGCAUCAGGAAGCACCGAAGCAUUGCGAGCAUCGGAUAGUUGCCGAAGCUCUCCGUCGUCAAAGCUGCUGUUUGGAGCUGGUUCGAGAUCGACACCAGAAGCAACGUGUACAUGUCCAUGGGCAAGAUGGUUAAUACGACUUUCGCCGCGGCCCCUUCAGAUGAUCCACCCGGUGCGAGCAGAAUAGUAUCUGCAUGUGUCAAUCUCUGUAAUCAGAUUUCUUCUGCCGCAGCAAGGGUGACGAGUAACAUUAAGGCUUGUACAUAUUUGUCUGAUUUGGCUCAAGUGACGAGACGAAAGCUCGAGGCGGCUGAAGUUGGGCAGGCAGAAGAAGCUGUAGCGAGGAUUCAAGGCUUUCUGGAGUGUGGACUUGAAGCUGUGACGAGAUGUACGAUGUACGAUUGGACCUACUUGCUCAGCUUUCUCCGGUGGCAUAGUCAUGCUGAUAAGGAAUUAUCAGGGCUACGAUCGAACAUUCACGUUUACCUGUCUAUGUUGCUCACCACCCCGGCAGCAGCAAGGACGACGUGCACCGUCGCACCUCUCCCGGCGUGCUCGUGGUACUCUGAAUGCGAGAAGUGCAGACACUUAGCGCAGCGACAGGAGAGGCAUUCAAAGUUCCUGGCCGACCGCAAAUCGCUAGACUUUCUCGUCGUCGAGAAGAAGGGCAUCAUCGACGCGUACGAGCGGCACUACAUUUUCCAGGACUGUCUGGCCAUCGUCUGGGGGGACGUAGAUUCGUACUGGAAGAGGGUCAAGACUCCGGGAUCACUGUCCAGGAGCGUCGCGAAUCUGCGGGACGUCUGCUGGCUAGAGCUCCGAGGAACCGCCACGUGCCAUUUCGAGCCGGGCAGAUACACACUGUCGUGGCGGCUGCGCUGGGACGACGACGAAAGCAGAGUCUUCGGCUGGACGGAGCCCGUCACCUUCUCCUUCCACACCGACGCUAGCAGGCAAAGCGCGUACCGCCGGACGCCGGUGCAACCCGCAACGGUCUGCGACCUGCAAGUCCGCAGCGUCGGCGGCGGCUGGAAGGAGUACGACGUGGGGGAGUUUACCGUCGCGGACAGGGAGUCGGCCGUCGCGAUCAAUUUCUCGAUGCUCGAAGUGACGGGCGCCAGGUGGAAAGGCGGCCUCUUCGUGGACGCCGUCGUCAUUCAACCGACCUCCAGUCUGUCGGGAGUUCCCAUCCCCCGGCACGGCAGCGCCACUCCCAGUCACAGGCUCUUCCAAAGGCUGCCGUCCGCGACGAAGCCAGCUCCCAGUAACAGGCUCUUCCAGAGGUUGCCGUCCGUGACGAAACCACCUUCGUCGCAGAGGCGGCGCGACGAAUGAUGCCCUGGCUGCGACUGCGACUCCACCUGCCGCUGCUAUUGAUCCCCCCGUUGGGACGUCCAGCCCACUCUGGCACCUGUAUAAUGCUUCAUGACUAAUAAAUAACAACCAUUUUUUAAUGAAAUGAUAGGAAAUUAAUGUAUUUUAUAAGAAAUUUAGUAAAAUUUUUCAUAUAUUUUAAUGAAAAAAUAAAUUUUUUUAAUUAUAAGUACUAUA
Marchantia polymorpha subsp. ruderalis is the source of this 1552-nucleotide messenger RNA. The record is from the annotation of a GenBank genome assembly. NCBI's taxonomy places the organism in Eukaryota, Viridiplantae, Streptophyta, Marchantiopsida, Marchantiales, Marchantiaceae.